Panicum virgatum (switchgrass) is the source of this 2529-nucleotide messenger RNA. RefSeq lists its product as uncharacterized. NCBI's taxonomy places the organism in Eukaryota, Viridiplantae, Streptophyta, Magnoliopsida, Poales, Poaceae. The record is from RefSeq and is a predicted model, not a curated record. The transcript is spliced from 7 exons. Bases 292 to 2145 code for a protein of 617 amino acids.
AGGGGCGCGGCGUUUGCCUGUUUGGGCUGAUUAGCUUCUCUAGUACGCUUUCGUUCCGCGGUUUUUUUUUUGCCUCGGAGCUCGCGCUUCCCCUCCGCCCUCAUUAUCUCACACCUCUCCUCCGCCCCCGAUUCCCCCAAUCGGCCGUCGCAUCAGCACCCCACCGAACCCCAAAUCGGCCGCUCCUUGCUCGCUUCGAUCAAUGGCGGAUUAGUGCCGAAGCGAAGACGCAAGACCCUCGAAAGGAGGUUCUGCUUGCCUGUCUAUGUUAACCGUUACAGCUUGGGUACUAUGAGCAGCGCAAGAGUUCAUGGAAGGUUAGAUUACCUUAAUUCGCAGGAGCCUGGUGAUGAAUCACAGGCCACUGCUAUUGAUACUGUGGAAAGGUUGCUUGUAGAAGAUGAUAUAGAAAUUUCUCAGAAAACAAGCACUGACCUGAUUAGCGGGAUCAAGUCAGCUUCUAUAUUAGGCACAAAAGUAGCUCAGUGCCUGUCCAAAAGGGCCGAGUACAAUAGCCCUCUCCAAAAGUCAGGUAUCUUUGAUUGGGCUGAUAAUCCCAAAAAUGAUGAAUGCACAGCCAUUAUGAUUUCCAGGAAAAAACAAAGGAUCCAUGCUAACACUCAAGUGAAGCAUUUGGGCUCCCAGAGUUAUGGUGGCAAUGGAUCAAGUACCAGGGCUGGGUUCAUAUCAGAUUGUAUUGGUGGUGAUUUAGGUGUGGAUUCUUUUAAGGGGCCAGAGCCUGUUGGUUCUACAGAUGAUUUAUAUGAAGCAUAUGAUAUUGGGCCAUGUACUCAGAUGGCAGCUGAAGCCAUGGAGGCAUUGUCCAAUGCAUCAACUGUCAAUUAUGUUGUCAGGGAGAAUGCUCUUCCUGAAAGUUCGGGAAAAGAAAGCGAAGCUGAUAGGAUAUGUUCAGUUGAAUCACCAAUUCAAAAGCGAAUUGGUGGAAUUUCAAACUCAUUGAAAAAGCAUCCCAGCAAGUCAAAAAACAGGAAGAAUCCAAAACAAAUGGCAGGGAAAGCAAAAGGAAGCAUGGACAGUGGCAGCAUACAAGGGGCCAUAAAUCAUGAGGUGUCAGAAGGAACCAAGGGAUCUGGUGCAAGUGAUUCAAUUAUUCUAGGUUCUGAUGCUAUAAUCCACCCUAGAAGGAAGAGGACCUAUAUGUUUAUCUCAAGAAACUCGAAAGUUCUAUUUAAUAAAGCUGGCAGCUCAACUACAUUUACAACCAAUAGUACAGAAGUAGCAGACUCAUCAAUCGCAAAAACAGUUAGCGCAUCUGGCCCUGAUUUCAACAAGCAUGCUAGAGUGGAAAAACGAUCCACAUCUGUACAAGAUCAUUACUCUAGUUUGACAAGCAGAGUACCACUAAGAGAGCUAAAUAGCACAGACACCCAAUCUAGGACACAGAUGUCAAAGCAAUCACUAAAGAGAGGCCUUCUGAAAUCACCAGGUUCCAGAGAACUUGCCAGUCUGUUCAGAAAUGAAGCAUCUCCAGUUUUGCAAUCGAGCAGGCAAAGAAGAAAUAUGUCCAAAGUCCGUGUUCUGUUAAGCCAAAGCAUGGACAAGGAAACCAUCAAAAUGCAAACAAAGAUAUUGAUAUACUUUGGACUACCCUUGGCGACGACUAUUACUGAGGCUACACAUUUUGUUGCUGAAAAGUUUGCCCGCACAAGGAACAUGCUAGAAGCAAUGGCUAUGGGGAUACCUAUAGUCACACCAUCAUGGCUUGAAUGCUGUGGUGCAGCAAGGUGCUUCAUUGAUGAAAAGAAAUAUAUUAUGAGAGAUAUGAAGAAGGAAAAGGAGCUAGGCUUUAGCAUGUCUGUUUCAAUAGGCAGAGCCUGCAAAAAACCAUUGCUUGAGGGUAGAAGAGUACUAAUCACACCAAAUGCCAAGCCUAGCAAGGAGCUUCUGAAAAGUUUAGUGGUGGCAGCUCAUGGUCAGCCAUCAGAGAGAAUCACAGCCUCUACAAUGAAGACCAAGAAUUUUGAGGGGGCCUUUGUUAUCUCUUGUGAACAAGACCACAGUGUCUGUAUGCCAUUAAUUAAGAGUGGUCUCCAAAUGUUUGACUCGGAGCUUCUUCUGAAUGGUAUUGUCACUCAGAGUUUAGAAUUUGACAGGUAUCGCCUUUUCCAUGAAAAAACGGUUUGAGCAAGAUCUGGAUAGGUUCGGAACCAUGCAAGGCAACAUAGUACUUCUGUAUAUAUUCAUCUUUAUGUUUCUCUAGUCGUUUGUAUGAUCCCCUGCAAACUUGCUUGUAGUAAUUGUUUGUCCGAUUCGAGCCUAUGGCCCUUACCAUGAUCAUGUGCUUUCAAUCGAUUGGCUCUUGGCAGGCAAUCCAUGUGUGGGAGUUUGGAAUUUAUUUUGUUGUAGGGCUGUGGCCACGUUAGCCUUUGGUACUACUAUAAGUAACUACAUGGAUUGGAUCUAUGAUUUGUCAUUCUGCAGAUAAGUCUGCUGAUUAUUGUCACAGAACCUGUGUAUUGAAUCAGCUCACGGUGUCUUUGAUACUGUAUUGAAUGAGCAGUAUAUCAA